GUUGCGAAUCAGUUUAAAUUGUUAAUGGGAGAAAAGUCGGAAUUUUUUUCCCGAGUUCUUUUCCGUUAUACAUUUUUAAACUGAUUUCGCAACUUUGCGAAUUAGUAUUCAUCGAGAAAUUUACUUUUUUAAAUUUUUUGUACGUUAUUUUUACAUAAUUUAAAAGGAUUGAAAAGAAAGUAUCUAAAAUGUUUCAAGUAUGGUGUAUUUUGGUAAUAUGUGCUAUAGCAUGGGCUGCACCGAUUGAACCUGAAUUAGACGAUAAAUGGCAAAUUUAUAAGACUCUUUACAACAAAACAUAUUUAUCAGACAUGGAUGAAGAAGAAAGACGAAUAAUCUGGGAGGAAAAUGUCAAACUUGUACAAAGACAUAACUUAGAAGCUGAUUUAAGAGAACAUGAUUUCAGACUUGGAAUAAAUCAUCUUUCUGAUUCCGGUCUAGAAGAAUACAUGGGUAUUAAUGGAUUGAUACUAAUUCCUAGCGUACAAACUUUUUUCGAAACUAUUAAAAGAGCAGAAGAAAGGGAAAAAGAAAGAAAAGUCGAAAAGGAAGAAGAAAACGAAAAUUAUCCAAAACAUGUUGACUGGAGGGAAAAAGGCUAUGUAACGCCUGUACAAAAUCAAGGUUUCUGUGGUGCAUGCUGGGCUUUUUCAGCUGUUGGAUCAUUAGAAGCUCAAUAUAAGAAAAAAACUGGAAAAUUGGUUCCACUUAGUUCCCAAAAUCUUGUUGAUUGUUCAAAGACUACAGGUAAUCUAGGCUGUAGAGGGGGUGGCAUCGACUCAUCUUUUCUCUAUAUAAGGAGAAAUCGUGGUAUAGACACUGAAGAAUCAUAUCCUUAUAGUGGUAAAGAAGGUGAGUGCCGAUUCAAAAGAAAUAAUAUUGGAGCUAAGCUUAAAGGCUGGGUGGAUGUUAAGCAAUUUAAUGAAAAAGCACUUAUGAAAGCUGUAGCCACUGUCGGUCCAGUUUCCGUUGGAAUAAAUUCUGAAGGUUAUGGAUUUAAACAUUACAGAAGUGGAGUAUAUGAUGUUCCCAGUUGCAAUUCUUAUAUGAUAAAUCAUGGUGUCUUAGUCGUUGGUUAUGGAACAACUGAAAGUGGAACAGAUUAUUGGAUUGUAAAAAAUAGUUGGGGUCCUACAUGGGGAGAAGGAGGCUAUGUAAGAAUGAGGAGAAAUAAAAACAAUCAAUGUGGAAUUGCAUCUUUAGCAAGCUAUCCUGUUGUUUGAAGUCAAAUCUAAAUUUAAUCCUGUUAUGAGCUUAUGAAUUCUUUAUUACAUCAUUUCAGAUUUAAUAAGCGUUCGCAAUUUUCGUACAAUUUUUGUAUACAUUUAUUACACUUCUCAGAGACUUUUGUUUUUAAUGCAAGAAUUUCAUUUUUAUAUUAUUAUUUUAAUUUAUUUCAUUACAUUGUGAUUGUUUAAUAAUCAUCGAAUAUUUGUCUAGAUGUUUUUGUAAAUACCAUAUGCAAUAAAAAGUAUUUCGUUUUUUUUA
Molecule: messenger RNA, 1488 nt
Organism: Parasteatoda tepidariorum (common house spider)
Lineage: Eukaryota; Metazoa; Arthropoda; Arachnida; Araneae; Theridiidae
Product: cathepsin K
Biological process (GO): proteolysis
Molecular function (GO): cysteine-type peptidase activity
Source: RefSeq, a predicted model, not a curated record